Molecule: messenger RNA, 1258 nt
Organism: Solea senegalensis (Senegalese sole)
Lineage: Eukaryota; Metazoa; Chordata; Actinopteri; Pleuronectiformes; Soleidae
Product: abl interactor 1-like
Exons: 6
Coding region: 1-951 (316 amino acids)
Molecular function (GO): protein binding
Source: RefSeq, a predicted model, not a curated record
AUGUUUGUUGUUGUUUCUCUCAGCUCCAGUUUUGGAAAACCUGUUGCUCCGCCCAUCAUUCCCACAACCUGUGAGGCUCCACCUGAGGAUGACAUCAUGACACUGGUGGAUUAUGCCCCACCUCCUCCUCCUCUGGCUCCCGAUGAUGAGAUCAUGAACACCUCUGUCCCACCUCCUCCCGUUGAUUCUUUAGGGGAUAUGGUGACCCAGCCCUCCCCCUCCCCACCACAGUCAGGUCUUCUGACCAAUCAUAACACAGUUCUGCCAGCCCCACCCCUCAUCCUAGAGACAGUGGUGGAGGAGAACCUCCCCCCUCCUCCAUCUGAAGAUGAUGUCUCUCCUCUGACCAAUGAUGUCUCAGAGUUGCCAGCCCUGCCUCCUCCACCUCCACCUAUCCAGGAAGUAGAUGUAACCCUCCCCUCCUCUAGGAGGAGCCGUCGCCGUCGCUCUCCUCCCACCACUCGCUCUCUCUCUUUGCGGGUCCGCUCAGGCCCCGCCUCCCACUGCCGCUUCACACGCUCUCUCUUCCUGCCUGCUGUCCAAUCCUUGAUGAUCCCGCCUCCUCCCCCUUACCCCCCCCCUCGCACUCCUUAUGCUCCCCCCUCCUCCUUUUCCUCACCUCAGCUCUGCUUACCUGCUCGCCUCCAACACCUGGAUCUGGAGAUCCCUGCGCCUCCCCCUUCUUUUCUACUGGACACUGAGGGUGGCCUUGAUGACAUCUUGUUGCCCCUCCCUCCACCACUGGAUUGUGACGACACAAACAUGCAUAUCCUGGAGAGAGUGGUGGUGCUGUACAACUAUGAGGCCUCUAAACCCGGUGACCUAACCCUCACUGAAGGUGAAAUUGUCCACCUGACACGUCGCCAUGAUGAUGGCUGGUGUGAGGGUUUCCUGGACGGAAGGCAGGGCUUCUUCCCUGAGAGCUACGUCACUCGACUGAUCCACCCAUAAAGAUGACAUGAAGGUCAAAGGUCGAUCACUGAGAUAAAACGAUCACUGAGAUAAAAGGACCAACCGGAAUUUUAUUGACUUUAUUUUCAUUCAGUUGUAUUAAUGGUGACAAUAAGAUUCACAUACUUUGUUUAAAUGAUGACAUGAUUAAUCAUGUCUUUGAUUGACGGACAAGUCACUUGGAAUAACAUCUGUGAUGCUGCACUGCACCCUGCUGGCCACAGACACAAACUACACAUUUACAAAAAAGUAAAAAAAAAGUAGAAUUAUUAUCAUACAUGUUAAGAUCAAUAAAGUUAUUAAUCUA